AUGGGUUCUGGCAGGAAAAGGAAAAAUAUGUUCGAUGGGAUGUCGGAGGAGGAAGUGUGUCAGUUGAAACUGCCAGACCGUUUAAGAGCCGAUUUAGAUAUCCUGGUUGUAGGGAUAAACCCUGGUAUGUUUUCUGCAUACAAAGGACAUCAUUAUGCCAAACCUGGUAACCAUUUUUGGAAGUGCCUUUAUCUCUCAGGACUGACACCGAGGCAGUUGUCUGCUUCUGAGGAUGAAACACUGCCUGGUUUGGGUAUCGGUUUGACCAACAUUGUCGAGAGGACGACCCGGAGUAGUUCGGAUUUAGACAAGAAAGAAAUUCAAGCCGGCGCUGAAAUACUCGUCGUGAAGAUCAACAAGCUCCGGCCCAAGAUUGCGGUCUUCAACGGUAAACAGAUAUAUGAGGUUUUUUCCGGAAAGAAGAAGUUCAACUUGGGCCUCCAGCCAGAGCUCGUACAAGGGACAAAUUACACUCAUAUAUGGGUUAUGCCUUCAUCAAGUGGAAGGUGUACUACACCAUGCAGGGCUGAAGAUAAAGUACCUUAUUACGUAGCCCUUAAAAAAUUCAGAGACUAUCUGAACGGACAUUUGAGUGAAAUAGAUGAGAAAGAACUUGUAUUUGCUCCUCUUAAAAUGCAGAAAAUACAUAAAAAUGAAUACAAAGAGUCUCUGUAUUUCAAAAACCAAUUAAAUGAUGGGGAUGAUAAAUGUUUAGAUAGAAAAAAAGAAACUCUUACAAAAAAACCUAAACAAAAGUGA
Molecule: messenger RNA, 759 nt
Organism: Cimex lectularius (bed bug)
Lineage: Eukaryota; Metazoa; Arthropoda; Insecta; Hemiptera; Cimicidae
Product: G/T mismatch-specific thymine DNA glycosylase-like
Exons: 1
Coding region: 1-759 (252 amino acids)
Biological process (GO): base-excision repair, AP site formation
Cellular component (GO): nucleus
Molecular function (GO): mismatch base pair DNA N-glycosylase activity
Source: RefSeq, a predicted model, not a curated record